This is a messenger RNA of Parasteatoda tepidariorum (common house spider), 2590 nucleotides long. The record is from RefSeq and is a predicted model, not a curated record. NCBI's taxonomy places the organism in Eukaryota, Metazoa, Arthropoda, Arachnida, Araneae, Theridiidae.
AUAAUUGAUUAUUGUUUUUAUUUCGUUUUCUUUUAAAACAAAAUUUACUCGCUUUUCCAGUUCUAUUUGCUAAUGGUAUAGACAAUAAAGAGUCUGAUCUAGCUUUGUUCAAUAUAUUUCAAAUUUAAAAUAUUCGUAGUUAUCUUAUUCGAAGCUUUUCUAAGCGUUAUAUCUUUUUCAAUGUAAAUUUUAUGUUUACAUUGAUUAUUUCCUUUAAAGCUUGAAUUUCAGAAUGCUUCGUAGUUUAAGAUAUUGUCGCUUAACAUUCAAAUAUGCUCAUACUUUUGAACUUUUGCUUAUUAAAUCCUCUCAUAUAAAAAUCUGAAGAAAUUUAAUGUUUUCCUCAAGUAGAGAUCUUGUUCGUAGUUUCGUUGAUACAUUCCUUGAUCAGUAGGGCGAAUUUUAUCUUUAGAGAUACAACAAUAUUGAUACGUUUAAAAACAAGCAAAUUAUUUAUAUAUCAGAACCGAACUUGCAAGGUUUUUCUAGAAACUCUAUUUACUGCCAUAGAAACAUAUAUUUACUAACAAGUUAAGACUAACAAUUAAUCAAAACAUAUCUAUUAAAUAGAAAGUUGCCAACUUUUAGUCCAUCCUAAAAGGUUUCCAAUUUAAGCAUAUCAACUAGUUCAUAUAGUAAAUAUUUCCUAAGGAUAUCCUAAGGAUAUCGAUAUCCUUAGGAGUCUAUUUUUGAGAUUAAAGCUAACAGCAAUACAACUAGUUAAGAGCAAUACAUAUAUACAUACAGAGUAUAAACUAUUUUAAAGGUUAUAUUAUUCACCAGUAAAGAGAACAUUUUGAUAUGAAAACUAAAAUGGAAAUUUAUAAAAAAGCAAUAUCUUGCAGAAUCUUACUUUUAGAAGAUUUUUAAACAAUGUUUUGGAAUGCUAGAUAUUGUAAGUAUCACCAUUGUUAAUCUUUACAAGUCUGUACCAGAUCAAAGAUCGUACGAGCUUAAGGAUUUAUUAGGAUUGGUUGAAGAAAUCGGUGGUUAACUGUAAAAAUUUUCUAUAAGAAAAAAAUAGAAAACUAUUUCCAAAGAGUUUAUUGAAGACAUGUGUACAAUUUUCUCCACACGGAAUUGACAUAUACUUUGAAAUUUUCUUCCUAACAUACUUUUAACUCAUUUUCACAUAGUCAUUUAUUUAACUUCGAUUCUUCUAAGAAAAACUGAUUGAAAAAAAUUAUUUAAUCUAUGAUUAAUACUUUCUAACUCCUAUCAGGGCACUAUCUAUAUUUUUGCAAAAUAAAAAUACUUCUCAAUUUAUCUCAUCUCUGUAGCUAUGGAAUAUUCAAAUUAAUACUAGAUUAACUGCUUACAUUGUUUAUUCCAAAGCACUUAUUGAUUUUCAACUGAAGCAUAUAUGAAAUAGUCACUUUUUAAUUUGUACUUGUAGAACAUCCAAAUUAAUGAUAGAUUAUUUGUUCAUUUCAUGUGCAUAGAUUGAUUUUCAACUGAAGUAAAUGUGAAAUCGUGAAUUGGAAUUGUCCAAUUUCAAAUCGACAUGGAUAACUCAGAGCCUGGACCAAGCAAUGCACAAGUCCCUGUUAUCAAACAGGAUGUUGUCACCUCGGAGGAAGAGAGUGGUUCCAUUCCCUAUGUCGAUAGUCCGGAAUCUCCUCCCGGAGUUCCUGGAAUAAAUAUCAGGAAAGCUAGUAUCGCAGCUCAACAACAACUCCAUGAUGGUAUAAUCCUGUUGAUUACUAGCGACUCGGAGAGUCAGCGGUCACCGAACGGCUCAAUCGCUGCUUCUCAACAUCCACUGUCAGAGUUUUACUUGUUACCUCUCCCUCCCGAUGCUUCGGGGAACAGAAGAUAUUCCCUACAGGAUCGUUCGGGAAAAGACCAUCACCAUCACCCUGAAAGAAAAGCUUCCUGCCCAGAUACAGAGCUACAUGUCAGUCCUGAUAGGAGCAGGAGGGGCAGUUCCUGCAGCAAUCGCAAAUCAGAUUUGGACAUCAGCAAAGAUCGCUUGACUCCAACUUCUUUUUCCAGCAGGCGUUCCAGCAACGCGAGCGCAUGCCAUUCCAGAAGAUCCUCCAACUGCAGCACGGGUGGUGGUCACCACAGGAGGAGGUCGAGCAACUGCACCAGCUGCAGUCGGAGAUCCAGCAACAGUAGUGUCAGCCACAGUAGGAGAUCUAGCUCUGCUAGUCACAGAUCGAGUCCUCCCAGUCACGGCAGUCGCAGAUCCAGCAACUGCAGUCGGAGGUCGUCUCACUUUGACUCGGACGAAGAGUCUUUUCUUCACCACCAUCACCACCACAGUCACAGGGGAUCCAGAACCAGUUUGGAUCCCCUGCACCGAGGCUCAGCGGCCUCAGUCGAGAUUGGUGGUUUUCGCCGUGGCUCACACCUGCCUCUUUCUUACGAGGAGAAAGGGGAACUGGAUGAAAGAGAAGAGCUGGAGAUGGGUGGCAUACCGCCCAGGCACAGGCGGAUUAUCAUCAUGAUCAUCGGAUCUGUUUCCAUUUUCAUCUUAGUCAUGUCUGUUGUACUCAUUGCUGUGUCCUUGACCCUCUCACCAACAAUAGAUGAUUUAGGUGAGUCUUUACUAUUUAUUUACUUUAAUAUGGUUUUUCGAAGCUAA